GGCUCCAUCGACGCUCGCCGUCGUCUCUCAUCACUCGAUAGUAGCAGUGCCGGUGAGAUGUUACCGUGAAAAGACUUUAUAGGGUAUUUCUUACUGGAAUAUUGGCAAGAGAUUGUCUUUCAAAAUUGUAUGAUAAUGGAGGCAACGGUGAAAAAGUUUCAGCAGAAAUUUAGAAGGGUGAAAGAUGACAUGGAUCGAUGGGACGAGCUCCAGACUCGAUUAGUUUCACAGUUCAGAAAUGCUUCUUCCAUCAUUGGAAGGUUACAGUUGCUGGAAGAUCCCAAAAAUUAUGGUUCCCUGAAAAAUCUUGAUAACAUUAAAGAUGCCAUCUUGACAAACCAGAUGGAAUCCCUGCAGAAAAUCAUGCUUUCAAUGAAUAAAACUCUGGAGGAAUUAAGCAGCGUUGUUUACUCACUUGCAAAAACUCUUCGUGAUGCUAAGCAGCAAGUGAAAGGUGGUUCUGUUCAGCCCUCGGUGAAACAACUUCAUCAGCGAAUUGGCAUAAAACCAAGUAUUGUGGACUGCUUGGAAGGGCUUCGGCUUCUUCACGAGAUGUAUCAAUCAGAGUACCUGCUUAAAUCGUCAUUGAUAUCUGCACUUGCUAGCAUCACCUUGAAGCCGAGUGUUAGCGAUAUACAUGCUCUUGAACAAGUCUUGGUGGAUCAACCAAAUAUUCCCAAAGAAGAAGUGCAAUCGAUAUACGAUGUUAUAUUUGCUGAAGAAAUUUGAUGGAUGACGGAGAAUGGGAGUACUCUGAUGAACACCAAUACCAAGUAUUAGACUAAAGGGUGAUUGGACCAGCGCAAUAUCUAGGUUACCAGUAAAUCACAGCUUUUCUGGAGGUCGAUGGUUCAAACACUACCAAAAGUGUGGAGGGUGUGUGAGUUUUGCUGUAUAUAAAUAUAUAUUUCAAAAACACUAAGCAACUGGUUUUCGUUGCUUUGCCACCCUCGGAAAUACUUGAACUCCAUGUUGUACCGUGUUCUCAUGGCUUUUGUUGAUCGUUGUUGGUCUUGAGUAUUAACCUCUCUUUUUCUUAGAUAUGGAUUUUGGGAAUUUUUGUUCGAUUUUCUAAUAUAGUUAUGGGUUGUUUGCUUGGUUUUCCAUCAAGUCUUG
This is a messenger RNA of Cynara cardunculus var. scolymus (artichoke), 1116 nucleotides long. RefSeq lists its product as uncharacterized. The coding region runs from base 130 to 729 and encodes 199 amino acids. NCBI's taxonomy places the organism in Eukaryota, Viridiplantae, Streptophyta, Magnoliopsida, Asterales, Asteraceae. The record is from RefSeq and is a predicted model, not a curated record. The transcript has 7 exons.